Molecule: messenger RNA, 9396 nt
Organism: Bursaphelenchus xylophilus (pine wood nematode)
Lineage: Eukaryota; Metazoa; Nematoda; Chromadorea; Rhabditida; Aphelenchoididae
Source: the annotation of a GenBank genome assembly
AUGAAUAAUCAUUACAAUGUUCUGACCCAGUUCCAGAACCCCGUUCCUUACCGAGCCCCGGUCAUUGCUCAUUCCCGGAAUGCAGAACGACCAUUAAAUUUGAACCAACUCCCGCAACUAGACCCGUUGAGUCUGUAUCAACUCUACAUAAAUCAACUGAACCAAUUGAAUGCGUUGCAAAAUAACAAUCUGAAUAGCAACGUGGUGGAUGGUAAUAAUAAUAAUGGAGAGGAAAAAAAGGAAAAGGAAGAAGAGGAAAAGGUGAAGGAAGUCAAGGAAGAAGGGUGAGUGAAGUAACUUUAAAAUGUGAUGAAACCUGAACGGAAUUACAUAUAACAGAAGGUCCUAGGUGUACCUGUUAAAUAAUUCCUUUAAAUUUUGGAAACAUUUUGGCCAUGUGGCCAACAUGAAUUCUUGAGAGUAUUAGCUUGCUUUUUGAAGGCGCAGCCGACAUAUUUACUAAUCUUUACGGCCUAGAGAGUACGCGGAACGCGGAGUGCGGUCAGAGAAACAUAACCCUUUGAUUAAAAAUCUUUUUGCCAGUUUUGCAAGGAAAAAAUAUUUUUUAUAUCAAAAUUACCCUCCAAGACAGAAACAGGCAUGAAUAUUUUUCAUGCAAAAAUUCGCAGAAAAGUGUCAACUUUUUUAGGGCACGAAUAUGCCAUAAAAAAUUGGUCUUAAUUUUGUAGAGACAUCUUGUAGGGCAUAUCAAAGGUAGUCGAUAAAUGAAUAAGAAAAUAGUUUGAGGAUAUUUUGUUCUAAAAGGACUACAAGCACUGGAUUUGUUUGUUUACUUGUACUAAUCUUAAGCUACCUAACAUACAUAUGUAUUAGUCGUUUUUAAUGAGGCUAGACUAUGACCUUCUCACGUCAUCAUUUUCAAUGAAUAAAAUCCAUUUUUCAGCGUCUCCAACUCAUCUCCUCAGCCUUCGAAAUCAGCCUUAUCGUCCGAGCAACCGUGGUAUCAGGCGUACAAAACCGAGACUUUUGACCCCAAUAACAAUAGUAAUAAUAAUAAUAAAAUAAAAGAUGGAUCUCAAACCCAAACCUCCGAAAGUCCCCAGAAUCCGAAAACAAAGCCAGUGGAUCCAUUGCUCUGUGUAAUUUGUGGCGACAAAGCAAGUGGAUUGCAUUAUGGAGUCUAUUCUUGUGAGGGGUGAGUUGCUUUGAUCGUGGUUGUAAAAUACGUGAACCUCAGUUACCAUCAUAAAAGUCAGCUCUGUUAAGAAAUUUUUUUGAGCUAAAAUUGUAAAAAGAUAACAUACGUAUUAAGUUUAUGUCAUUCACAGAGUUUUUUGUAGUUCAUUUGCACCUAGUUGGACAAAUUUAAUUUUGCAUGUGGAAUCUCUCGAACAGCAUGGGGAAUUGUCAUUCUCCACACAAUAAAAUUUGAGUUUUAUUUAAUGAAGCUCAAAAAUAUCAAGGCUGGAAUUUUUCAUUCAUAAACUUUCAAAAAAUCUCGAGAUUUUACCAAUUUUCAAAUUAAAAAUCUCACUUGUCUCUGCAGAGCAUAAGCUGAAAAUCGCACAUAUUUUACAUUGCUCUUGUUGGAGAAAAAUUCAUUUUGAGUUUCAUGAAGCCUUUUAUCGUAUCUUGGUCACACUUAUUACUAUUUAUUCGUCAUCAUGUUCAAUAUUUUCCAUUUCCGCUUCUCCUGAUCUGUCUCCAUCAAAUGUUUCCCAUCCAGUCACCAAAAUUUGCCCAUUCGUUAUAACCAGGUGCUUCUGUCCAUCUUCCCGUCCCCAAAAUGAAACCCUACCCCUGUUCCUUUUGUCCUUCCUAAUUAUAUCCAGAUUUCCGGCCGCGACCAAAAAUUGAAAUGUGUUCUCGAUUGGCCUCUUGAUUGGGCCGAGGCGAGAGCGUGCCACGGAGCCACUGGUACCCCGGAAUACCAAUCUCACUCGGCUUUUCGAGCGGGGUUACCCCGCUUGGGCUGCGAAAUGGCGAGAAAUUCGAUGGGAGGGAGGCGAGGGAGGGUAAAGGUGGGAAUAAAGGGGGAUUUGAGCGGGCGAAUGGGGUAAAUUAUAUUUUGAUUUUGAUAAUAAACAUAGGAAGAAGGCUUGAAAAAAAUAAUUUUUAGUGUGGCUAAAAGUCCUUUCUUUAAAAUAGGCAUGUCCAUUCAAUAAUAUGUACAGAAUAGAGCAAAAUGUGAAUUUCAUGGGAUAAAACCACUUUUUUGAUGAUUCUCCGUGGCAAAUAGCAGAAAAUUGUAAAUCUUCUUCCUUUCCAGCAAAAAUGACUAUUUUUUUUGGCUGUUAUGUAAAAUUACAGUAUCCACAGACAAUUUUGAAGCCAAUGGUUAACCUUGGAAGGCGAUCUUUGUCGUAUUUUCCCCCAUUUUUAGCUCAAUUUGCCUAAAUUUAAAAUUUUUAAAAAUAUUUUUUUCGCUCCACAAAUUUCACAGUACUCUCCAAAAAUACUGUACCUUCCCCGGUCACUCUCGCCGACAAGCACUUGCUCAUAAAUUUGGCUGCGUUGCCGUUGAAUUUCGCAUAAAUUUUCGGCGCGAGCAGCUGCGCCAACGCUCUUGUUUUUAUAUAUUUUAUUUUUGUGCGUUCCCGCGAGACUUUUCCUGCCGGCCGGCACCGCUUUCUGCACCCGAUUGUACCACUUUACAAUUUUUCAUUCGUCGUUUUUCUCGUCGCUUUUGCACUCUUUCUUUUUUUUUUUGUUUUCGCGAGACUGGGAAGGACGAGGAAAGAGUGCGGAUGCACUCGUUGAUGAGGUCAUUCUGGAGGGGGCGAUGGUAAUUAGAUUGCGCAAUUUUUGCACUUCUUUUGUUGCGGUAAAUUAUUGGGUUUUGGGCUUGGUUUCGGUGUGGAAAUUUUAUGUUAUUUAUGAGAGAUUUGUUGAAAAAAAUAGUUAUUUUAAUUUAAAAUUAUAAAUAAUUUUUUUCAACGUAUUUAUGGAAACGUAUUUUAAAAUUUGUAGUACAUUUAUUAAAAUUCUUAGAAUUAAUUUUUUAGUUAUAUAAGUAUAAUAAUCGCUCGUAUUUUACAACCUUGUGUUUUACAAACUUGUGACUUUCUUCAUCUUGGGCAUAAAACAGAAUGCCAAAAUAGCGGAAAUUUUAACUUUUGAAAUUUCUCUCAAAAAAGCGGCUUUAAAAUUUAUCGUAUAGUAAAACAAGAUAUAUAAGUAACGAACGUUUAGUUUUUUCUUUUUUAUCAUCCUUACUCCCACUCUUGCCUCUAAGCCCUAAGGCCCCUCAUUUCGUCUCCACUUGACUAUCCUUCUAAUCCGAACCAAUUAUUUUUUCGAAAUCCUAAUAUUUACAUGUCGGAUUACUGCAUUCUGUUUCUCAAGUGGUUUCUCUUCCUUUCUGUUAUAUAAUUGUUUUUUUCGAAGAUUUGUAAUCCCUUAGGCACUGUUAAGAGAAAUGCUCCGAGAUUCGGCCCAAGAGAUCCAUUUUAAAUUUCAUUUUAAUUUCUGGGCGCUCUCGGGGUCUUCUUGCGGCUCAUAUUUUAAUAUUGGACUUUUUUUUUAUCUGCCUCGGUAUUUUUAAAUGGAAGAAUAUUGUUUUAAGAUAUUAAUUUAGUCAUCUCUGGUGGAAAAGAAGCCAUAAAUUUGAGAUGUUCAGACGGAUUGACCUCAAAUUUUGUUCUCUUUCUCUACAUUAACUGCAUUUUAAAUACGUAAAAUUUUGAGCCAAUGUCUCUGCGUUCUGCCGAGUUGCGGAGAAUUUUUUAUAUUAUCCUUCUCAUUCAAUCCCAAGAUAUUUUCAAGCCCUUUUUAUUACUUCUUUAUCAUCUCUGUAUUGCACAAUGACCUUAGAUGAAAGCCGCUUGAACUCUUUGUCUGUCGCGACCUUGUUUGGAGAUUUUACUUCACAUCUGCCCGCUGUAUUCUGCAUGCCACCGGUGGUGAUAUAUUAGCUUUUGACGGCGCUAAAUUUACUUCCGGUUGACGUGUUGAUAAUGGAUAAGUCUUAAAUGGAUUGGGUAGAUUAAGAGGGUCGUAAAGACAAAAAAAAUUGGAUUAAGCAUUGAUGACUUUGUGGAAUUCUGGAAAAUCAGUCAUUAUGACACAUUUUUCAGGAAAUUUUAUGGCCAUAUGGCCCAGCAAAUCUAAUAAUUAUUACAGAUUGUGUCAAGCCAAAAAAGUGCUUUUUGAAUGCUUAAAAAUUUACUGCAAAUUCUGCAUAACGCGGUUUGGCAUCUUUAAAACUCUUUUGUUUCUGCAUAAUGCGGUUUCAAAUUCACUAAUAUUCUCUAAGAAAUCUUAAUUUUUACUAGAGCCAAAUAUCGUCAAAACAGAUGACUUUAUUCCCGGGUACCCCGUAUUAAAUUUCCGCAAUUUCUUUUUUAAAUUUUGACUCCGCUUACUCUCCCAUACCCCCCAUAUGGUCCACUGCCGGCUUUUAUUAAUAUUUUUCUCGGUUAUUUGCACUUAUUUCUUCCGCAAAAACUGAGAUCCCGCUCUGAUUGCCCACUGACCGACUUUUUUUUUAUUCUUCCGACCAGCCGGUUGCGCGUCCUGCCACCGCCCCCCCCCCCCUUCCCUCGCCCUUUAAAGCGCUCCUUUUAUGUAUUUUUACCUUGUACCGGGACCCGCAUAAAAAAUAUUUCCAAAUUUUUCGCAUUUUUUUGUAUUUUCGCACCCUUCCUUUAACCCUUCGUCGUCUUGAAGAAGGCAAAAAUGGAACGGUCAUUUUCGUAAAAUUUUAAUUUCGAUAUCAAAAAUAGGCAUUUUGCAAUAAACGCUGGAAGUGAUCACGUAUUUUAAAGAUUUCUUAGUUGUGUAUUUUUGGCAAAAGAUGAAAAUUGGAGCUGAUAAAUUUUAGUCAUCCUAUUUUUUUAAUUCUUCAUCCAUAAAAUCGCUAUAAUUGGUCAUAACGACCCGUUUAUUUCCUCAGUGAUUUCUGUGGGCCAUCAGUAAUAACUAUCAUGAUCUGAGCCACUAUCGAUAUCUAAUAUUGAUUUAUCAUCAUUUUCUUGGCCAAACAAAUGCUAAAAACCAUUUCUCUAAAAUUGAGGUCCUUUCUGUUUUUUGAAAAUUGUCUAGCUCUUGAUUUAUUGGGUAAUUUGAAAGGCACAUAGUUUUUUUGCAAAGAUUUUAUAGAGCUUACGAUUUUAAAAUCAUCAUUUUUUUGCGAUUUUUGAAGAAUUUUGAGUGUUUUUUUUUUGAUCAUUUAAACUAAUAAUCAAAAAAGGCUAAUAGUGAUUUAGGCAGCCUAAAAUUUGCUUCGGUACCCACUUAUGCCCCACCGUAGAGUCCAAAACCCUUCUCUUUACCUGCCUUCUCUCCCAUAAUGUUUCUGAUUUACCCCCUUCCUUCUUGAUAUCCUCACCUAUUACCCCAUAAUUUCAAAAAUUUCGCCAUCCCCUCUUCCUCACUGCCUCCGGGUUGCACGCCGAUUUGAGGGCGAUCUCCUUGUCUUUGGGGGUCACUGUGACACGGCCAUCGUCGGCUACAAGGUCACUGGGUUAUGGCGGAGGGUAAGGUCAACGAAGAGCCGACUGGCACCGUAUCUGUCGGUGGGUCGUUUAAACCGCCGAAAAGUGGACGGCGGGAGAAGGAAGACGGGGCGGCGAGGGGAGGUGCGCGGACAUCUGAAUCCUCUUUUUUCUCUUUUUGAGGCUAGACAGACGACUGACCGAGGGCUACAACGUCGAGGUUGAUGGUUGAAGGGAGGGUGGAGGGAGGUGGGAAAGAAGUUUUUAGGGAAUGUUAGAUGGGGCAAGGGGAGAUUUUGGGAGAAAAACUGUUCUGUGACAUGUAGUUGACUCUCUUUUCAAAUUUUCAUCAAAAAACUGCAACUUUAAGGUUCAAGUAAGGUCAAAAAUGGCAAAAGACCAAGUUUAAGUCUUCUUUACAAACAUUACAAGUUAUAUCUUUGUGUUGAGCGCCUCUAGAAACGUUAAUCUUAUAAUUUCAGCAAUUUUUCGGCGGUUUUGGACGUUUUCGCCUAAAUUUUUCAUGUUUUGGACUAAUGUAAGAUGCAUAAUGAUGAAAUAUAUGUCUUAAAAAUAUUUUAUGUUUGAUUAUUAGUGUUAAAUUUUAUUUUGAUUAAUACCUUUUUUAAUUUGAUCGAAAAUUUUAUUCUACUUUUUAAAAAAAUAGCCAAGUUUUUUCAAAAUGGUAAAAUUCUUACAAUUAGGCUGAUUAUUUUAUAAAUCAUAUAGCUUCAGUAUUGUUAAUCCCCAACGUAUUCUGCAAAUCCUUUUUUUCAUCCUUUUCACCCCAUUUUUUCUUGAAAAUCGCUUGUAAAUGUUGCCAUUGUCAUCCAGCCCGCUAAACCACCCCCCUUUUUGAUGACCCUGACGCGCAAAAAUUUUUUUGAAUUGUUCUUUUUUGAAAUAAAAAAUGUUUGCCCCCUCCGUUUUCGCAAAAUCGCCAUUGACCUACAAACCCAGUGAACAGGAUGGAUUCGGAUGAAUAAAAAAAAAAGGUAGACGCUGGUAUGGGGGUCACGGUGAGGGAAACGAGGGUACCCCCAUUUGAGAAAAGGGGUUUAGGGGUCUUGAGGGGUGGAGUCAAGAAUCCGAUACUGCACAUGACACUUGUAGAUACCAGAAUUGAAAUUCGAAAUACUACUAUGACUAAAUACUAAUAUGCUAUUUUGAAACGUCAGUGGUCCUGACUAGUAUUGUAAGCCCAUACCAACCACUUUUCAAAUUUAUUUUGUCACUUUAUAUUGUUUCACCAUCAACUUUUUCUUCAAAAAAAUUCAAAAUCAUCAAAAAUUUCCAUAUUGUUUUUGUCAUCUUUUUGUUAUCCAAGGCCAUCAACGAUAAAUUAUUAAUAAUUUACAUACCUUCCGGUCUGUAAAUUUUGUCGCUUGGGGUGAUAUAUCGUGACACUUUUAUACUAUCUUUUAUUUUUGUCGUUUCGGUUAUUUUUUGUAUUUAUUCGUGAUGUUAUUAGAAAGUCAGGACAGAACGUAUUUUACCAAAUUUUUAUUGGUAUUAAAGUAUAAUUAAAGCAGUAAUUUUUAAGUUCUUUAACUUACUUCGUACUAAAAAUAGAUGGGUAACGAUCGGAUAGGCUAUAUUUCCGUUAUUGCAACAUACUGUUGUAAAAAAAAGUAAACUGAUUUGCUGGGUUUACUGUAACGAUAGAAUACUUCAUAGUGUCUGUAUUUUCAAUUAUUUCCCAAUUUGUUUAAUAUUCUAAAACUUCCGGCAGAAAAUCGAGAUUUUUUCAAUUUUUUGGUCAGUAUUUUACUCUUGAAAAUAUGAUUUUUUUCACUUACUAUGGCACAUCAGUGUUCCAUGGUUGUUAUGCCAAAAUGUCGCAUAUGCAAUGAAUUUUCGAACCCUUGUAAACAUUCUUACGUAUCUUUCAAAUUUCAGCUGCAAGGGCUUCUUCAAGCGGACGGUGCAGAACAAACGGGUCUACGUUUGUGUGAGUGGAUCGGCCCUCGGCUGUCCCAUGACCAAGGAGCAACGCAACCGCUGCCAAUACUGCCGCUUCCAGAAGUGUCUGCAGCAGGGAAUGGUGUUGGAGGCCGUCCGCGAAGACCGCAUGCCCGGAGGGCGGAAUGGCUCCGCAAUCUACAAUCUGUACAAGGUGACUUGUUAAUCGCUCGCUUAUUUGUAUUCUAAUCUCAUGCGCUUGCAGCUGAAAUACCGAAAAACCCGGAAAUGCAGCGAGGCCACGUCGUCCGAGGAUUCGGAAGCCCUCAAAAGCCCAACAGCCUGCAGUAGUGGGCAGGAGGAGUGUUCGAGCAGCAGUAGAUGGGGAAGGAAGCGCAAGUUUGAGAGUGUGAACGAUGAGGAGACCCUAAAGCAGUUUAGGGAUCCACCGACUAACAAAAAUUUGAUACAGGUAAAUUUUGGAAAAAAAUUAUUAGUUUCUCGGGAAAUCGUAUUUUACUUUCGAAGUUUAUUGGAAAUUUUGUUGAAAUUGUGUUAUUAGGCGUCCUAGGAUACUCAUAUAUAUUACAGUGGCGGACCUUAUCCGUUGGCCAAAAGCGUACCAUUUUGCAUCCGGGAAGUAUCAAAAAAUGCACCAAAAUACCUCCCUUUCCAAGUGAAAAAACUUCGAUUUGAAAAACGCGCCCACUCUUUUUAUGAGAGAAAGGGCGCGGAGUUCAAAACAGAGUUUUUUUAGUUGCAGAGGGAGGCAUUUUGCCACAUUUUUGAUACUCCCCCGACGCAAAAUGGUACGUUUUUGGCCACUAAAACAGGCCCCUCACUUUAUCUUGUUUUGCACUGUGAAAUGCCAAAAUUUCAAUUUUUUUGAUUUUUUUGAUGACUCAAAAUUAUUUUCCUCGUAUUUUAGGAGCUAAUCGAGCUGGACCGACUCGAUCAACUCAUCAAUCUGAAAGGUCUUCGUAUUUGGUCGGAGGAACAACAAAAUCAAACCGAGAAUUCCUCACCAACCGAACGGCUCUCUCGAAUUGGUGAUGAAAUUGUCGAAAAACUUGUUGAAUGGACCAAAAUGUUGCCUUUUUAUAACACCCUCCCAGUCGAAGUCCAUACGCAUUUGCUGACGCAACGAUGGGCCGAGUUGGUCCUGUUGAGCGCCUGUUUCUACGCGUAUGAGACUCAGAGCGAGGGAAAUGAAUGUGGCUUAUCAUUUGUGAAUUCUCAGAGGAAUCUGGAGCUUCUACAACAACGGCUGAGUGCGGUGAUGACUAAAGAUAUUCCGUUUGAACAUGUUAGAAAGUAAGUUGAAAAUCGGAAAAAUUGGAGAUCUUUGUGGACAAAUUUUUGUGAAGAUCCAAAAAUUUGUUAUAACUUGGAAGUUUCUGCACAACCCGAUUUAAAUUUUUAUGCUCACUUUUGGUAGAAUUUGCCCAAGCUUUAUGAAAAAUUUGAAAAUUCGAAAAAUCAAAUCUUUGUAGAAAACGACGUAUUUUAUCAUUUCAGAGAAGCAGGACCACUUGUUGAGAAGUUCACAGCCCUUUUGAACGCCUUCAGCAAGCUAAAAAUCACUUUGGAAGCCUACGUUUGUCUGAAAGCAAUCACUUUGUUACACUACGCUACGCCAACAAACGAUAACGAGGAGGAUUCGAAGAGCCUAGAUUAUCACACUUUGUAUUUCCGGAAGGUCUCCUCGAUUCAAGACCAAUUUGUGAAAGCGUUGCAAAUUCACUUGAGUCAGUGCGAGAAUGGACCCAGACUCAGCGAGAUUUUGACUUGGUAAGUGAAAAUUUAAAACCACUUUUUCAACAUUAUUUUUGUAAUAUUAGGCACAAUAUUCGUACUUACUAAUUUCUAAAAUUUUUCCAGGCUCCCAAUGCUCCACUCCGCCUCCUCCGUCCUCCUCCACUCCAAAAUGUUUUACGUUCCAUUUUUGAUCUGCAAAAAUCCCGAACCCCUCCGGGAAUCCGAUUUCCCAGCCUUAAGGCCGAUGACGUCAUCCACUUCCCAGGAGCCAAAUGACACCGAAAUCGAAGCCGAUGAGACCGAUGGAUCUUCCGACGAGCAUUCCGAGAUCUUAGAAUAA